CGUGCGUUGGUCAUGCACAGAUACGUACCUAAUGCUCAUUCAUCGCCUCUCUCUCAAGAGUCCCAGUCAGUCAGUCACUCAGCUGCUGUCUGAUUCCUCGGCAGCUUGCUUUCUCGAAAUCACGUCGGCCACAUCGAGCAGGUGCUCCUCAGUGAGAGUUCUCAGCACCUGCUCCCCUUUCGCGGCCAUCAUGGUCUCGAUGUCCGACUCCUCGUCGGUAAACCACGCCAGGUGGUCCGCCACCAAAUGCAAACUUUGACAGCCGUCGCAGCGGACAACCACAAUGCCUGACGUGCACCAAAAUGACAGAGCGCGAUAUAUCUCGUCACGUGCGCAGGUGACGGACCCACCUUCAUGAUAGGCCUUCUUGGCGAAUCGUUUGGCAGACCUCGUGUCGCAUUUCUGCACACGCACCAGAGUACCAGGCAUACAAGAGAGAGAGCUUACGUUUGCUUCAUCUUACGUAGUACUGUACUUACCUUGCAUGUGAACACAAUCACAUAGGCUGAAGCAUCUCCGGCAGCGGUCCCUGGAACGUCAGGAAGUGAUUGCACACUCGAAGAUGCCUCACUCGCAUCGGGCGCCGGCGCAGGAGAAGGCGCUGAUCCGCCUGACUUGUCCACAAGCAGAUGGCGAGAUGUAGACAACAGCCGAUGAUUGAUCACUGCUGCUGGCCUUCUGAUCUGUACGGCAAGGCUCCUCAAUGGCCUCACAGCCCUCAUUUUAUCCGCG
This is a messenger RNA of Vitrella brassicaformis, 732 nucleotides long. The record is from the annotation of a GenBank genome assembly. NCBI's taxonomy places the organism in Eukaryota, Vitrellaceae.